Messenger RNA from Drosophila sechellia, 2083 nucleotides. RefSeq names its product WD repeat-containing protein Grip71 (gene Grip71). Gene Ontology annotation, biological process: microtubule nucleation; mitotic cell cycle. NCBI's taxonomy places the organism in Eukaryota, Metazoa, Arthropoda, Insecta, Diptera, Drosophilidae. Gene Ontology annotation, molecular function: gamma-tubulin binding. Gene Ontology annotation, cellular component: ciliary basal body; spindle pole; cytoplasm. The transcript is spliced from 4 exons. The record is from RefSeq and is a predicted model, not a curated record. Bases 88 to 2031 code for a protein of 647 amino acids.
GUAAUAAAGCGGCGGGCACAUUCUUUUAUCAAUCCGGACAAUAGCACUCAGAUUUGAAUUGGGUAAUAACUGAAGAAAUAGAUCAAAAUGUAUGUGAUUUCCACGUCUAAGAAAACCGUGCUCUCCGACUUCGCGGAUCUGGAAACAAAGUCUGAGUAUGUGCACCAGAAUGCAGAGCCCACGGACUUUCAGUUCAACGGCCAGCGCCGCGUCUUCGUGGAGGUGGAUAAAAUGGCGGGCUUGGCCGUGAUGCGAAUAAAGGAGAAGGAUGGCAAGACGCCCGAGAUUCAACGAGUCCGUAAGCUCACCAUCGACAAUGCCUUCUGUGUGGCGUGCGCCAAACAAUCCCUGGAAGAGAUCGCCGUGGGCCAGAGCGGUUGUGUUAAGCUAUACAACUUCCGGACGGCACAGCUCAUCCACCGUUUUCCGGCAGACCCGCAAAGGAGUACUGUCCUCUACAUGGACUACAACAAUACGGACGAGUAUAUAGCCGCCGUGCGCGAUGGCGGGGACAUCAGUAUCUUGGGCACCAAGACCAAGCAGAAGACCAACACCUUCACCAUAGAUGGCGACUCUACUCUUGUGCGCUUUCAUCCGAGCAAACGCUUCCAUUUGUCAAUCGCUUCCUAUAAAGGAGCCGUGACCGUCUAUGAUGUGCAGGGAAUGCGGAAGAUUUUCCAUGCCAGCGAAGCACACAGUGCUCCCUGCCGGGACAUCAGUAUGUGCGCAUCCCAGCCGGCGGUGCUGGUCAGCGUGGGCUACGAUUGCAAGAUAAACAUCUUCGACAUUAGACGAAAUCGUGCUCAGGCAUCCACGGAUCGCCUGACCUACUCGCAUCCACUAUCGACGGUGUCGCUGAGUGAAUGUGGCACUUACCUUUGUGCUGGAAACCUUAAGGGCGAAUUGAUAGCCUAUGAUAUGAGGAGUACGAAGGCUCCGCUGACCGUGAGGAGUGUUCAUGAUGCGGCUGUGACACGUGUAGCCUUUGUGCCCGUGCCAAGUGUGGAUAGCCAGCAGAACGGUAGCCUCAACAGCUCCGAAAAUGCAACUGGUUUGACGGCCGAAGCUCCUCGUGUAGAGCGCGGGCCCAGCGAUGAGUUGCGUAAAUCGAUUGCCGCUAAUUUGUUGAGCACCCAAAACCAUCAUCUGACCAGUCUGGGUUACGGCGUGUCAACACCUACCAUAGUUCGCCGGGAUUCCUUUUGCGAGUUCCUGGAUGCCCAAGGUCCGAGGGCUGUGGAUCGCAUGUCGACCCGCUUGGGCGCCUCUUACAGAGAUAGUUUUGACUGGGAGACGCUCAACCGAAAACCGCAACCUAAUGAAACUGCCAACCGUCAAAGUCUUUGUCCUCCAGUGGCAUCUGGCCCCACCUCGGUGGAUAACUCAGUUAACAGCUCUACCACGGAGUCACUGCAACAGACCUUAAGCGGCCCACUUAAAGAUCGGAGCAACAUUUCCGGAGAUGGAAAGCUGAUGAAGAUCGCCGAGACGGACGAGCUCUGCGAGGAGCAGUCUGCCAACAUUUCCGUAGCCAGCAGCACAGGAGGCGGCAGCGACAAAGAGAAUCCCCCGCCGGUAGACGCAGAAAUGAAACGACGUCUGCGCCUACUUUCGGCCAGUCGAAACAGUACCCCGCACCAUACUAACAUCACACCACAAUCCUCAAAUCCUCUCUUGAAGCCUCAGCAGUUGCUGGCCAAAUCGUCAAGCGGACUUUCCGCCCAAAUGGAUGCAGAUUGGCGCAAGGAAUUCAGCGAGCUAAGAGAUUUUGUAGACCAGCGCUGCGGGAAGGUGGAGCGGGAACUGGAGUAUGUUACCUUCUCUAAUCAGCGGCUACUGGCUAAUAAGAUGACCAAAUACAUGGACAAGCAGGCGGAAAACACAAGGGAGAUCCGGGACGCCCUAGCUUUACUACUUCAAGGAGAUAGCUUCAUGCGCGAGUUCUCGCGCCUAAAAAAUGAAAACGAAAUGUUAAAGGCCAAAUUGAAGUUCUACCUGGAGCAGGAGCAAACGGAAUCAUGCGGAGAGUAAAAUGAGCGGAAGACAUGUUAAUAAUUAAUUGAAACAUUGUUAUUAUUAUAUU